Molecule: messenger RNA, 2727 nt
Organism: Populus trichocarpa (black cottonwood)
Lineage: Eukaryota; Viridiplantae; Streptophyta; Magnoliopsida; Malpighiales; Salicaceae
Product: BTB/POZ domain-containing protein At3g44820
Exons: 4
Coding region: 383-2266 (627 amino acids)
Molecular function (GO): protein binding
Source: RefSeq, a predicted model, not a curated record
GGUUUUCUUGUUAACUUGGCAUGCAAAAUUCUCCACCUUUUAAAACACAUCAACACCUACUUUAAUCUCUUGAAACUUCAACUUGCAUGUGUUUUUCUUAGCUGUAAAGAGGCCCAGUGUUUUUCAUGUUGCCAACACGACCACAUUUGACUCACCUAAGACCUCUCUUGCCCUCCAUUCUCCCCCUUGUGUUUUUGUUCUGCCCUUUUCCUUUUCUUUCCCUUUUUAACACCGUGAAGGUGAAGUAAUUAAGCAUGUUUUUGUUUUUGUGGUUAUUUGCCUUAAAUUCCUUUCCUUUUUUACCCUAUUGAGAUUUUUGCUUGUUUGAAAAGGAAGAACAGAGAAAAAAAAGGAGGCGUGUUGUUUCUCUUUUAUCUUGGUUAUGGCCCCUGCAGGGAAAGUUACUGGUUUUCACAAAGAGGGUAGUGACUGGUUCUGCAAUGCAGGGUUGCCAAGUGAUAUCACUGUUGUUGUGGAUGAUAUAAAGUUCCAUCUUCAUAAGUUUCCACUGGUGUCAAAGUGUGGGAAGAUAGCACGAAUAUGUGAAGAAUCCUCUGAAAAGGCAUUCAUCGCAGCAUUUGAGGAAUUCCCUGGUGGCCCAGACACUUUCUUGAUUGCAGUAAAGUUUUGCUAUGGAUUAAGGGUGGAACUGACACCAAGAAACAUAGUAAUCGUGUAUUGUGCAGCAGACUAUCUUCAGAUGACAGAUGAGUACGGAGAAGAUAACUUGCUUUCCAAGUCUGAAAAUUUCUUCCACAAGAACGUACUUCACAACUGGAAAGACUGUAUAUUGGCUCUUCAAAGUUCCAAUCCUGUUAUUGCAAGGGCUGAAAAGCUCCAGAUUAUAAGCAAAUGUUUGAGUGCUCUAUCCAUGAUGGUAUGCACAGAUCCUAGUUUGUUUGGAUGGCCCAUGAUGAUGUAUGGUAGCUUACAGAGCCCUGGUGGAAGCAUCCUGUGGAAUGGUAUAAACACUGGGGCUAGAAUCCAAAGCGUAGAAUCUGACUGGUGGUUUGAGGACAUAUCAUACCUUAGUGUAGGUUUGUUUGAAAGAUUGAUAAAUACAAUGGAAACCAGAGGCAUAAGGCCUGAAAUUCUUGUGGGUGCAAUUAUGUAUUAUGCCAGGAAGUACCUACCGGGCCUGGGCAGGUGGCAGAGUGGACAAAGUCGGAAAACAAGAACAUUUGCCAGUUUUAGCUUGACACCUGCUGUUGUUGAUCAAAAGGUUUUGAUAGAAACCAUUGAAAAACUCAUCCCAGAAAAAAAGGGGAAAUCCUUUUGCCGUUUUUUAUUGGGACUUCUUCGAGUUGCUCUGAUACUGGGUGUCAAUCAAAUGUGCAAGGACUCUUUAGAGAGGAGAGUAGGGAUGCAGCUGGAAGUGGCGACCCUAGAUAGUCUUCUUAUUCCUGCCUAUUCAGAUUCUGAUACUUUGUACAAUGUUGACUGUGUGGAAAGGAUCAUCCAUCAUUUCAUGGCUUCAGAAUCCAGGAUUACGUUAUUUUCUCCAUCAUCAUUGGACCCAGAAACAUCUCCAUCAUCUGAACCUUUAAGAAAGGUUGCAAAACUGAUAGAUAACUACAUUGCAGAGGUUGCUUCAGACAUACAUUUGAAACCUAGAAAGAUACGAUCUCUUGCAGAGGCCCUUCCAGAAUCUUCAAGACCAUUGCAUGACGGGCUAUACAGAGCACUGGAUAUAUAUUUCAAGGCACACCCUUGGCUAUCAGAGAAAGAGAAGGAAGAACUUUGCAACACCAUUGACUACCAGAAGCUCUCCAUUGAUGCCUGUGCCCAUGCUUCCCAGAAUGCAAGGUUACCUCUUAGAGUUGCUCUUCAAGUGUUGUUCUUUGAGCAGAUGCAAUUGAGAACUGCUCUUGCUGGCUGUCUACAUGUCAUGGACACUGAAAGUGCCCCUGCAGGUCCCAUUCCUAGUGAUAUGUUGGGCCAGAUUGUACAGAGGGAUGGGUGGAGAACAGUUGUGCAAGUGAACCAGGUUUUAAAGGUAGAUAUGGACAAUAUGAGGUCUAGAGUUGGGGAACUUGAAGAAGAAUUUAGUAAAAUAAAACAAGAGAUGAAGAGAGUGACUAAGUCACAUAGCUCUCUUAGUUCCCCUCGCUUGGUUGCCAGGAAGAUUGGGUGCAAGCUUGUUCCACGAUCUUCAGAUGCACAACCUGAUACUGUUGAUAUUACUGGACCAACACCUAGAGCAUCAGUUGAACAAGCACACCGUCCCCACCAUUCGAGACACUGGAAGAGUUUCUCUAUGUUUUGAUAGUAAUUUGAUGCAUAGAAGGCAGUGCAAAGAGGAUCACAGUUUGUAUCACAUAAUUGGUUUCAAAUCGUAUGGAAAACAGAAUGCAAUUUCUUCUCAUCCCUAUUGAAGUAUUCAUCUUUUGAAAGUUGUUUUGACCAUUUCAAGGAGGAACCUUUAGGAAUUCUCAAGCCGCAGGGUUAUGGAAAGUCUUACAGUGCAUUAUGGAAAGUCUUACAGCGCCUUCAAAAAGCCAUAUGCUCCAAUCCAAAUCUGGACUUGUAGAGAAAUGUUACACCAGAUUUAGAAUGGAGCUGUCAUACAUCAUGUAUUUAUCAUAGAGAAAAGGUGUAGUUAUUUUUCGUUUGUGGUUUUUCUGCCACCCAUUUAUGGCAUAUACCUGUACAGCUCUGUGAAUUGUUUUGUGAGAUUGUCAAGCACUGGAAAUAUAUCAGAAAAUUCAUGUUGCACGUUCGAACUUC